Messenger RNA from Babesia ovata, 672 nucleotides. RefSeq lists its product as uncharacterized. The record is from RefSeq and is a predicted model, not a curated record. The transcript has a single exon. The coding region runs from base 1 to 672 and encodes 223 amino acids. Lineage: Eukaryota; Apicomplexa; Aconoidasida; Piroplasmida; Babesiidae.
AUGAGGGAGCCUCUCACGCAGCAGUUCCUUGCUAGGCUCCUUAAUCUUCUUAGCCAGACCAUGGACGCUACUCGCAAUCUGCUUGGCACUUUGACCUACGGCAGUCUUGAUAGCCUGCCUAGCAUCCUCGGGAACAACCUUUGCGUAUAUAGCCCGCACGGGUUCCGAGACGUGUUUCAUUAUCAACUUAGCAGGGUCGGUAAAGAAACCCAAUAUGAACUCCUUGAACUUGUUGUACCAUUUCUUGUACGCAGGCAUGUGAACGUAAUCGCUGACGGUCCUCAAAAGAGUCUCAGUAGCCAUCUUGGAGAAACGGUCGGCGAAGGAUGUCAUCGCAGGAACCUGGGUCAACAUGUAUGCGCCGUAGCCGCCAGAUAUCUGGCGAAUGCGAGCCUCAGGGUGGAUUCCAAGGUCCACAGGAAGGUUCUCUCUAACCAGACGCUUCAACGCCUUCCUGAUACCGAAACCGAACAGCUGAGUCGUGAAAGCAAGCUUGUUGAAGAACUUCGCUUUACCAAGGUCAACAUUGAGGUAGGUCUUGUAGUACAGAGUAGUCAUGUAGAAGUACUGCGAUGCGAAGUUCUCAACAUCAUCGAUCUCAGGGUUGCGAAUAAUAUUCUUCUUCGCCAAGCUAAUGAGGAAAUGGUGGUAGUCGCCGUGGCUGCUCCUUGA